This is a messenger RNA of Pelodiscus sinensis (Chinese soft-shelled turtle), 954 nucleotides long. Its product is annotated as olfactory receptor 13G1-like. The record is from RefSeq and is a predicted model, not a curated record. Gene Ontology annotation, molecular function: G protein-coupled receptor activity; olfactory receptor activity. Gene Ontology annotation, cellular component: membrane. Gene Ontology annotation, biological process: G protein-coupled receptor signaling pathway. NCBI's taxonomy places the organism in Eukaryota, Metazoa, Chordata, Testudines, Trionychidae.
AUGGAACCCGGUAACCACAGCAGGGUGACCGAGUUCGUCUUGCAGGGGCUCUUGGAACAUCCCAACCACCUGGGGCUAUUCUUUGUACUGUUCCUGUGCCUUUAUUUGGCCGUCAUUCUGGGCAACUCCCUGAUCAUUGCGGCUGUGGUCCUCCACCCGCCUCUCCACACCCCCAUGUACUUCUUCAUCGCCAACUUGGCCAUGCUCGACAUCAUGUGCAGCUCCUCGGUUCUGCCCAAGAUGAUGGAAAACUUGCUGUGGGGGAAGAAAACCAUCUCCUUUGAGGGCUGCAUGGCCCAGCUCUUUGCCUUCACUAUGUCCGGGGCCACAGAGCUGAUGCUCCUGACGGUUAUGUCAUGUGACCGGUAUGUAGCCAUCUGCCAUCCCUUGCGUUACGUCAAUCUCAUGACUAAGAAAAUUUGCAUCACUUUAGCCACUGGUGUCUGGGCUGUUGGUAUCAUCAAUUCAUUGGUGAACACCUUGCUUACGCUGCGUCUGGAUUUCUGCGGGCCCAACCUCAUCCAGCAUUUCUUCUGCGAGUUUCCACCAGUCCUGGCGCUGUCCUGCAGCUCCACCUUCCUCAACCAAGUGAUGGUGUUCCUGGCAGACAUCUUCCUGGCCAUGGGGAACUUCCUGCUAACCGUCAUGUCCUACAGCUUCAUCAUUGUCGCCAUCCUGAAAAUCCGGAGCUCCAAAGGGAUGCAGAAAGCCUUCUCCACCUGUUCCUCUCACCUGCUGGUGGUCACCUUGUUCUACUCUUCCAUCAUUUACACCUAUAUCCGGCCAAGCUCUAGUUACUCACCGGAUAAGGAUAAGUUUGUGGCCCUCAUGUACACCCUGGUCACUCCCAUCUUGAACCCUUUGAUCUACAGUCUGCGGAAUAAGGAGGUGAAAGUGGGCUUCAGGAAAAUCUUCCCAUUGGCCACGAAACAGUUUUCCCAAGAGCAAACUUGA